UACUUUCGAAACUUAGGACCUGUUCACCUCGUAAUUUGCAGGUGAUCAGGGAAAGGGCUACUUCCAUGGCGGAGAAACCAGAUACUCAGCUUUUUCACCUCCUCACUCAUCUCCUGCAACAGGUAGAGGCAGAAAGCAACCAAGAAGAAGUUGAACUGCGUGCAAAGAUUGAAGCUCUUGGGUUAGAGGUCAGGAAAGUGCCAUCAAAGCCUGCUGAGCAUAUUGAUGAGCUAGAGAUAGCAAGGGAAUUGGAUAAUUUAUCAGCCAAGUUGGAUAAUGUUGAGGAGAUGAUAUCUUCAGCCAUGGCUCAAGACCCACAAGUCGGUGCUUUGUUAAGUAAUACUGCUGAUCUAUGGAUGCCAGUUAUCACCGCCACUUCUGAGGAGCGACACUCUUUCUCAACAGAGGCCUCAGAACAUACGUGAAGAUCGACUGAAUUCUUAAAACUGGGCCGUUUGGUUUUAUAUCCUAUUUCUAGGCAUUAAUUGUGUUGUGAUUAUGUAUGUCCUUAUUGAAAUAUAGGGUAAUUCAUAAAAAAUGUGACUAAGAGAUGAACUAUUGGACAUUUACCCAUUUUUUUUAAUUUAUUUUCAGAAAUCUCAUCAAAAUACACAUGACAUGAGUUGAAAUAGUUGAAAAUGGGUAAAAGGCUAAGUAGUUGAUAAGUUUAGUGCAAUUUGAUAAAUUCCCCUAAAAUACAAUAAUUUUCUUGGGGAUUUGCCAACAUAUUUUUCAUAUAGUGGACUUGGUUUUUGUCUGUUUAA
Amborella trichopoda is the source of this 764-nucleotide messenger RNA. Its product is annotated as ecotropic viral integration site protein. The record is from RefSeq and is a predicted model, not a curated record. Lineage: Eukaryota; Viridiplantae; Streptophyta; Magnoliopsida; Amborellales; Amborellaceae.